ACAGCGCCUGUUUUACAGUAUAGUGUCCCCGUCACUAUACUGGGGCAUUAGGACCCAGUAUAGUGACAUUCAUGACUUCAGGAAGUGGAAGCACUGUCAACAUUAAAUAAGAGCUGCUAUUUUCGCAUUAUCAUUCUAUACAGGGAUGAGAAUAGCUGCACUUUUGUUUCUUAAAGAACAUAAGAAAAUAAACGUAAAACUUAUGGAAUUUUAGUCAACUUUUCAGUACUUUGCACAUGGCACUGUAUGAGACAGCUAAUUUGUUGAAGUGUCUUUAAGGCAUCUUAAAGUAAAUCGUAAUGCAUAUUUGAACAACUCUGGAUAAUUUUCUGCCCUCGUACUAUAUAAGUACUACUGUAUGUGUGGCGCACAUGGGAGCUGAACAGCUGUCUGUUCCAACCGUAACUCAGAGGCAGUGCAAGGUCUUUUUGAUGUGGUAACAUCCUAGGUUCCCGAAUGCAUUAAGGCUACAGCUUUCUGAGGUGCUAGACAAUAGUGUUCCCUUAAGAUGUAUACCUUUUUGCUCUAAAAAUGGAGAGUAGAAAUAUAAUUCAAAAUAAGCUGAAAGAAAAGGUUACACACUUUCCAUUUAGAUCAACAGCAGUUUUCUCAUAUAAGUAUUUAAAUACAAGUGUUGUAAAUCUGUUACAAACGUAAGUCUUACACAUCUUUCUCCUUGCCAUGGAAAUUAAGCAUAAAGGCUACAUCAAAAGCUAAUUUUAUGUUCCAUUUCCCUGCACCUUGACCUCUCCCUCACAUUUUCCUCAUUGCUGCGGUAUCUGAGAAAUGCAGAAGUUCUGAAAAUCUUCCAGCUUGUAUGAUACAUACUGUAUUGUCAAGGCAGUCGCUGUCUAUCCCCCAGAGCUUCCUCAAAAAAACUGUAUCAGCGCUAACAAGCUGAUCCUGGUCUGCAGUGCCUCACAAUGCAGCCUGUGCUGGAGCACCGAUUUCUUCCGAGUGGGGAUUUUCCUGGUGCGUCUCCGGAAUAUUUGUGCACUGUGUGAACCACUGGGAGAACUAGGGAAACGGCAGAGCUUUACUGCUGUAGAUCCACAGCCAACAUGCCGUUCUUUACUGCCAAGCAGAAAAAGAAGAAAAAAGGGCGAAAGGGUGGGACAGGGGAGCGCGACAGAGCCGCCGCCAACCAUGAGGCCUUCCUGCUCAUGGCCAACACCCAGAGUGACAUGGAGGACUGGGUGAAGGCCAUCCGCCGUGUCAUCUGGGCGCCUUUUGGAGGAGGAAUAUUUGGCCAGCGCUUAGAAGACACUGUGCAGUACGAGAAGAAGUUUGGGACCCGUCUGGCUCCAUUGCUGGUGGAACAGUGUGUGGACUUCAUCAGAGAGCGAGGCUUGGAUGAAGAAGGUCUGUUUCGCAUGCCAGGCCAGGCCAACCUUGUGAAGGAACUCCAGGAUGCCUUUGACUGCGGAGACAAACCUCUAUUUGACUGUAACACUGAUGUCCACACUGUGGCGUCACUUCUGAAGCUGUACCUCCGCGAGCUGCCAGAGCCUGUCAUCCCCUUCGCCAAGUAUGAAGACUUCCUGUCCUGUGCUCAGCUGUUAUCGAAGGACGAAGAGGAGGGCAUACAGGAGCUGAUGAAGCAGGUGAAGAGCCUUCCUCGGGCCAAUUACAACCUUCUAAAGUAUAUAUGCAAGUUCCUUGAUGAAGUGCAAUCCCAUUCAAAUGAAAAUAAGAUGAGUGUUCAAAAUCUUGCCACAGUUUUCGGACCAAAUAUCCUUCGGCCCAAAAUGGAAGAUCCGGUGACCAUUAUGGAAGGGACCUCCCUGGUGCAGCACCUCAUGACUGUGCUGAUCAGCGAACACGAGCGGCUGUACGUUGGCCCCGACGCUGAAGUCCUUCCAGGUCGGCUGGAGGUCAGGGCUCAGGGGCAGCGGGGCGCGGUGGAGUGGAUCUCAGAGGAGGACUUGCAGGGAGGCUGCUCCAAGGCACAGAGCUCCCACGCCAGGGAGGACCUCUGCAGCAGUGCCACCUCGCUGGAUGUCAACGUCAGCACGCCCGCCACUGUGCCCAGACUGGCAUCUCAGGGAACGGGAGAGGCCGCCGUGGUCAGUCCCAGUAAGCAGGUCAAAUCCCUUCCGACCUGGAAGUACUCCUUCAGGAGCUCCGGAGCAAGAGCCAGUGCUGUCAAGCUCGGCGGCUCCUCUGUGGACAUUCCCAACCUGUCAUCCAGCGGGAACUGGCUGAUGAACGGGCUGUCGUCCCUGCGUGGCCACAGGCGGACCUCCUCGGGGGAACGGGUGAAGGACUCGGGGUCGUCCCAGAGACUGUCGACCUACGACAACGUGACGGGUUCGAGCCUGAGCGUGCCGAGCGUCGCCAGCACUCCCUGGUCCACGUCGUCCUGUGAGAUCUCUGUCCCCGACUCCUUGAGCAGCUGCCCCGCCUGCCGGGACAGCGACUGCUCGGGGCUGAACUGUGGGAAGGGGGAGGAGCUUGAACCCGCGCCUCGGGCACAGAGCGACAGACAGGCCUUGGACCUGGACGAUAGCAGCGAGGGGCUGCAGCUCUGCCUGACCGGCGCGAGUGGCAGCGAGAGCAGCAAUCUGGUGGCAGCUUCCAAUGACACGGCCAGCAGCUCCAAGGCCCUAGCAAGCCUGGUCACGGAGCUAAAGGAUGAGCUGAGGAGGCAGAGGCUGGAGUACGAAGCCAGGAUGAGAAGGCUGGAGGAGUCGAGCGCGGCACUUUGUGAGCAGGUGGAGAGACUCGAGGAGGAGCUGGAUCAGGAGAGGAAGAAGCACUCCAUGCUGGAAAUCAAACUGCGGAACUCGGAACGAGCGCGCGAGGAUGCCGAGAGGAGGAACCAGCUCCUGCAGAAGGAAAUGGAGGAGUUUUUCUCCACACUGGGGGAUUUAACUCUUGGACCACGGACAAGCAAAAUCUGAAAAUCCUAAUUACACGCCUGGGAAAGAGAAUAGUUUGCAUAGGACUGUCUUGUUUUUAGCUCUCUGUGCUCAUGUAUCAUGAGUAUUCUGAAGUUAUUUCAAUGCUGUUUUAUUACAGUACUUUGUCUUCUGGUUUAUAUUUGCUGUUAUAUUGUAUAUCAGGACUUUUAUAUAAAAUAUAAAUGUUAAAAGGUAUGAGUAGAUCAUACUGCUCUUGCCAUCCUACAGCUUUAUAUAUGCACAACCAAUGCCAAAGCAUGAGUCUCAUCAUAGACAUCUGAAGAAUAGCAGCCAAGGGGUACUCUGCACAUAAAGCCGACAUACCACCCUAAAGAAAAAUGAUUGCCCUGACUGUGCCUUUUUAUUGUCACUGCAUGAGGAGGAGAAUGCCAUGUGACCAGAGCUGAUUUUUUUUUUACAGUGAGCAGAGAAAAUACUUGAACCCUCAGCUUCAGUUGUUUUGUUUUGCGUGUUCCACACAGGAUCUUCCCAGCAGUUGGUUAACAUUAGAAAGAGCAGUAGUGAUGCCAGUGAAAAGCCAGAAAAUGCAUCAGUCUAACCAAAGAUCUGGCCCUUCCUCUAACAAUAGCCCUGAGACCAGUGAUUCAUGCCCUAAAACCCUCGUCUCUAACUUGACUGAGCCAUCACCGUAGCCUAAGCCUGGUUAAAAAAAGUAAUGGAUCACCAGUUCAUUUUCUCUGUAUGCACAGUGAGCACUUAUCUCCCCUGUAUAGGUGGUGUCACUUCUGUAACUUGCUCAGUGCACUGAGCCCAGUUACAUCAGCACAUGUCGUAAAGUAUUGUAGGAAUGCUCACAUGGGUGCAUAAUGUAUAGGACUCUCAGCAGUAAAUGAAACAAAGUGCUGUUUUAAUUAUGUUUUAAUAUUACAACCACAUCUGGUGAACUGGCAUGAUGGAUCAUCAUUCUUAUUACCGUUCUUACUAUGUCAGCUGACCUAGAAGUGAAUCAUAAAUGUGAUGAACCAUAUUUCCCCAAGCUGCGUCCAUCAAAGGCUGGAGCAGACAAGCUGUGUGCAAAUUCAGGAGGUGAUUGACAUUAGAGGAAGGUGCUCCUUUUGAAGUAAAAAAUGUUCUAGUAAUCAUAUCAUUGUCUUCUCCAGAGGUUUGGGUACACAAUCAUAAUUAAUAAUUGACUCAGGUAUUUAGAAAAAUGGGGGGUUUAAUUCUGGUCAUAUUACACCUACAGUUUUACUUUCGGUGAAGGGAUUUGUAUAAGAGAAUGGGAUGAACAGCAUAAGAAACCACUAAUAAUAAACGUCAGUAUCUGA
This is a messenger RNA of Lepisosteus oculatus (spotted gar), 4192 nucleotides long. RefSeq names its product rho GTPase-activating protein 22. Gene Ontology annotation, cellular component: focal adhesion. Gene Ontology annotation, molecular function: GTPase activator activity. The record is from RefSeq and is a predicted model, not a curated record. Gene Ontology annotation, biological process: signal transduction; activation of GTPase activity. NCBI's taxonomy places the organism in Eukaryota, Metazoa, Chordata, Actinopteri, Semionotiformes, Lepisosteidae.